This is a messenger RNA of Anopheles coustani, 1950 nucleotides long. RefSeq lists its product as uncharacterized. Lineage: Eukaryota; Metazoa; Arthropoda; Insecta; Diptera; Culicidae. Bases 168 to 1724 code for a protein of 518 amino acids. The transcript has 2 exons. Gene Ontology annotation, molecular function: protein binding. The record is from RefSeq and is a predicted model, not a curated record.
GAUACAAACGAUCGUAUUCAAAACCCAUCGAAUUACUCAGUAACUAAACAAACUCCGUAAAUAAAUAACGAAAGUACGCUAGUUGACAAUACAAAGCAGGUGCCUUGUGUUGUGAACGGUUCAAGAUCCGUUCAAAAGAUCCUCAAGGAAACUUCUUUCGUGAUGAAAUGAGAACUAUUACAGGAUUUACUUCCAUGAGUGCCACCCCACCUCGUACUUCCAGCGUUCUUGAUGUUUGGAAUGCCGUGGUAGCAUCAGAUGCAGAAGCAUUGCGGUCUGCCCUUGACGCACGAACUAUCAUAUCUAAUUUGUGGAAAAUAUGUGAUAAUCACGGAUGGACGAUCCUACACCAUGCGGCGGCAGGUCACAGUUUGGAGUGUGUUCGGCUGGUGACAACGCGAUUGAAACCAAAAACCAGGGCCACAUGCUACGAGGGCUUCACACCGUUAGCACGAGCUUGUGAACGAGGUGCUUCUUAUGACAUCAUAUCCUUUCUCAUCCAGCUUGAUCCAGGCUCAGUGAAUAUUGGUAACAUAGAGGAAGUUAGUCCGCUUCACUAUGCUGUACUUUAUAGUAGAUUAGAUUUGGUCGAAAUUCUGGUAGCAAACGGUGCACGCGUGCAUGCACUCGACUAUUCUAAAGAAGGGCCUGCAUGCACUGCAGCUUUCGAUACCGGACACAUAGAGAUUUUGAUAUAUUUGUUGUUCUAUGCGAAAAGUCCUUGUCCAAAGCUGCGUAAAUUUUGUGCCAGAGCAUGUUAUGCCGUCGAAAAGAAAACAGCUAUUUUCAAAAUUCUCUUCAACCUCAAAUACCCUGAACAUAUGCAUCGUCAGCGGUAUGAGUGGGAAACCAUCUGUCCGUUAGCGCUGUUGAGCCAUCGUUCUACCUCGUUGAUUCCUUAUUUUAUAGAAACUGAAUUGAAAUGGGAGAAAAAUGAGGCUAUACAAUCUGUAUACAAACGACUCUUGAAUGCCAACUGCGGUCUCUUGGCCAUGGUGGUAGUGGGUGAAGUAAAAGACGCUACGCGUCCAUUAAAGGACUGGCCUGAGGAAUUUAUACUACAGGACCUAAAGUGUGAGAUAGUACAGGCGGCAUUCACGUCAUUAACUUCUAAUACCGAAGAGCAGUUCGCUGGAUUAAUGGAAAGUGUGUUUUCGAUUAUAAAUCUUUCCAAAUCAGUUAUUGGCCAUCUGGCACGAGAAAUUUUUCAGGAGUUAACGGAUAAAUUAUUGGUGAUCAACUACGGGAACGAACUUCGGCAAUUGCAAGCUUAUCAACGAAUUGUGGAUUGCCUCAUGGAAAGUUAUGAAGGUUCCGUCGAUGAAUUAGUUGCACAAGUACUUACAACAAUUUUAUCACCGAAACAUCCAUUGAUAAGAUUUAUAAUUCCGUUUCUUAGUUAUUGCACUGAUUUAUUUAUGCGGCCAGAAAUAGGGGAACCAGACAACCUCAAUGAUACACUUCGAUUGUUUUGCCAUACCAUCGGCUCGAUGGAAACGCUCAAAGGCUUGCCUAACCAUCACUGUUUUCCAUUGAAAAGGCUCGCCCGAGAUACUAUUCGUCGACAGGUACUCGACACAAUGCCAAAGCUGAGGUCGGCCGGAUACAACCGAAGGUAUAGAGACAAUUUAAAUUUGUUAGAUUUGCCAAAUCGGUUGAAACUUUACCUACAGUAUUGUGAUAGAGAUACAAUUGAAACCUUACUCGCCCCCUCAGAGAAUUGAAACCAUUGAAUAGGAAAAGUUGCGAUUGCUUAUUAAGAAAUGGUUUAGAAAGAAGAUUAUCGGCUUGGUAUCGAUAAUGAAACACUGAACUACGAUUUUCAUCAACGCGAUCAUUUGUACUAUUUUGAAAGAUUGUGAUAGAAGAGAAAAAAUACAGGUUGUAUUCCAAUUUAUAAAAAGCCGUCAAAGAAUUGUUAGUUUGUUGAAUUGAAAUAAAAUUUAUUAU